Molecule: messenger RNA, 589 nt
Organism: Orbicella faveolata
Lineage: Eukaryota; Metazoa; Cnidaria; Anthozoa; Scleractinia; Merulinidae
Source: RefSeq, a predicted model, not a curated record
AGCCCGUAAGGUCAAAAUAAAACCGAAUUGCGUUCCCCACCGUAAAAUAUUUUCAUUUUUAUCGAUAGGAAGUAGACGAUUUUGCUGUCCAAUAAAGAACCUUUGUUGGCUGUUUUGUUGAAGAUUUUAUGAAUAGUGUUAAAAGCACAGGAAAUAUACUGCCGUCAGUGCUAUUCAGCCCACGUGAAGCUGAAAGCGCAAGAUUGUGGACGAUCAUGAAGGAAAACACAGUCGUCUUCAUCUUUCUCAUUUUAGCGUUAUUUAAUAUGGCCAGCUACAGCAGGUCUUCGCCGCUUUAUCAGCGUGAAGAAAACUCGAAGCUCCUGGUCGCUCGCAGAAUGAUGCUGUCAGAAGAUCCAGAAUUUGGUGAAAGUCAACGUACUAUGAAAAGACCUUGUUUGACAGAAAGUGGGUUGAUGUGCGAACUGUCUCCAAGAAUAUGAUGGCUCCUUUGAAGUGCUAAAAAUUUUAAAUGUCUUCGUUAACUCGGGACGUCAGAUUAGCAGCAAAACCGAGAAAUUCUUCUUUUCCACUUACAAAUGGAAUAAAUGGCUUUUGAUUGAUGAUUUUCCACGCUGCUCUGUAAUCA